Messenger RNA from Mucor mucedo, 1245 nucleotides. Its product is annotated as kinase-like domain-containing protein. The coding region runs from base 1 to 1245 and encodes 414 amino acids. Gene Ontology annotation, molecular function: protein serine/threonine kinase activity; ATP binding. The transcript is spliced from 5 exons. Gene Ontology annotation, cellular component: cytoplasm. Gene Ontology annotation, biological process: intracellular signal transduction; protein phosphorylation; regulation of MAPK cascade. The record is from RefSeq and is a predicted model, not a curated record. NCBI's taxonomy places the organism in Eukaryota, Fungi, Mucoromycota, Mucoromycetes, Mucorales, Mucoraceae.
AUGCAAAAGUCAAAAUCCGAACCUAGUAAUCGAUUUGGAAGCGCUUUUAUCCUCAUAAAUGAAUCAAAAAGAAGACAGUCCACAGGUGUAAUAAAAAGAGCUUCAUCGUGUAUCAGUCAAUCGUCCAAAUUAACUACACAAUCAUAUAGCAAGAAUAUAUGGAGAUCGCCUGGCUGCUAUGAAAUCCCCAAUAUAUUGGGUCAUGCUUACCUGAAGCCUGAUCCACCAGUUGCAUUUGAUCUUCGUCCGCUUGAUCUUUCAAAGCAAAUAUCCAAAAAACCAUGGUACCCUCCUAAUCCUUAUUACAAUGUCCCCCCCUUGCCACCCUUGACUCGGUCAGGAAGUAAAUUAGAAACAAAGAUCAGAAAGAUCCUUCCAAAAGUACCUGUUCGUUCAUCAGAUCCUCGGACAAGAUAUGCACAGUUUCAAGAAAUAGGCACAGGUGUUAAUGGCGCUGUUAUUAGAGCUAAUUAUCGUAAAAAACAAGGACAGCAAUGUGCAAUCAAGAGAUGCAGACUUGAUCCCGACUUGGUUUACAGAGCUGCUAUUUUACGAGAAUUACGCAUAAUGGCGACCGGGCAUUCUAACUUGAUCAAACUGAAAGAAAUCACUUUGUGGAGAGACGAUAUCUGGAUCAGCAUGGAUUUAAUGCGUUGUUCUGUCUUUGCCGUGCUUUGCCAACGUGGUAUUCCAGAAGCGCAUACGAUAUUUAUUACAAGAGAAACCUUAAAAGCUCUUAUAUACCUACACGGUAAAGGGUACUUACACAGGGACAUAAAGUGUGAGAACUUGCUGUUGGGAUGGCACGGUGAAGUCAAAUUAGCAGAUUUUGGUCUGUCUGCGAACACUAAACAUAAGCACAGAGAUAGACUUGGUACAAGUAAAUGGAUGGCACCUGAAGUAAUAAGAGAAGACUACUACAAUGAAAAAAUAGACAUGUGGUCACUUGGUGUAGCUGUUAUUGAAAUGAUGGAUAGAGUUCCUCCUCAUUAUCUGAUCAAGGACGAAACUGAAUUAUUUAGCGUAAUAACUUCUGAGCCAAGUCCUACAUUUACCUAUAGUUACCCUAGCAUGUAUAUGAGAGGUUUAGUUGCAUGGUUAUUAGAUGAAGACCCAACAACAAGACCUGUCGCAAAAGAUGUAUUAUUAGAAAUUGAUACACAUAUUCAGAGACAUUUACUUCCUUGUUCUUCCUCUAUCGAACUUGCUCAUUUCUUGAAUCAAGUAUUACCUACAGUUAAUUAA